AGAUGUAUUGUACUGGGGUCACCAGAUUCUCCCGACGACUUCACCGGGUCAUAGCGUAGCUGUCGGCUGUCGCUUAGACUUUAGAAUUCUCCAGAAGGUGGAAUCUUCUCAAUUCUUUGAGUCUUCUCCGAGUCCACCCCGCUGUUUUUAAUGCAAAAUCAGUAGCAAGUGAAGCUCAUUCCAUUGUCAUCUGCAUCUCGCAAUCAAUCGUUCGCUCUCCUCCCCAAAGCUCUCUAAUGGCGACUGAUCUUGAAAAGAAGGCGAAGGAGGCAUUCGUCGACGAUAACUUCGAAUUAGCUGUUGAUCUUUACACUCAGGCUAUAGAUAUGGACCCUAACAACGCAGAUCUCUACGCCGACCGCGCACAGGCCAAUAUCAAGCUCAAGAGCUACACUGAGGCUAUUGCUGAUGCAAACAAAGCAAUUGAGUUGGAUCCUUCCAUGACCAAGGCAUACUUGCGUAAAGGUACUGCAUGUAUUAAGCUCGAGGAAUUCCAGACUGCAAAGGCAGCACUUGAGGCAGGUGCUGCUUUGUCACCAGGAGAUUCAAGAUUCAUCAAUUUGAUCAAGGAAUGUGAUGAUCUCAUUGCAGAGGAAACUGGUCUUCUACCAAAACAACCAGCACAAAGUUCUUUAUCUCCUGAUGCAUCUCUGGGAACAGCAAAAGAUGUGCCAAUGCAAGAUAAUUCCCAUGAACCAGCAGUGAUGCCAUUGGUUAAACCAAAAUACAGGCAUGAAUACUACCAGAAGCCGGACGAAGUAGUUGUGACCAUAUUUGCAAAGGGCAUACCAGCUGAAAACGUGGCUGUUGAGUUUGGUGAACAGAUAUUGAGUGUUACCAUUUCUAUCCCUAGGGAAGAUCCAUUUCAUUUUCAACCCCGCUUAUUUGGAAAGAUAUUACCCGAGAAGUGCAGAUAUGUAGUUAUGUCUGCAAAAGUUGAAAUCCGUCUUGCAAAAGCUGAGACAAUAAACUGGGCAUCGUUGGAGUUUACUAGGGAAAAUAAAGUUCCACAAAAGAUCAAUGUGUCAUCAGGUAUGGCAAGACCUACAUACCCAUCAUCAAAAUCAAGAGCUGUUGACUGGGAUAAGUUGGAAGCCCAAGUGAAGAAGGAGGAAAAAGAGGAAAAGCUUGAUGGAGAUGCAGCUUUGAACAAACUAUUCAGGGACAUAUACCAAGAUGCUGACGAGGACACAAGGAGGGCCAUGAAAAAAUCUUUUGUGGAAUCAAAUGGGACCGUGCUAUCUACAAACUGGAAAGAAGUGGGUUCUAAGAAAGUAGAGAGCACCCCUCCAGAUGGUAUGGAGCUGAGGAAAUGGGAAUUGUAGUGUGUGCUCUGAUUUGCUAAUACUGUAAUUCUACUUUUGUGAUUUUUCUUGGGUGGUAUUUUCGUUUCUCAAGGUCAUUCUUUUGGUGCUAUUGCUUUGACUGCUUUGCCAUGGUCACUGUUUCAGUUUUUUGAACAGUACAAUAUGGAUUGAUGUUGGUCAUGAUUUAGCAAUCCCAUGUAGUACUUAACAUUUUCUUUCAAAAAAAAUGUAGAAUCUUAAAUUGUUCAUAGACAUGAGUCUUGGAACUUUUCAA
Nelumbo nucifera (sacred lotus) is the source of this 1581-nucleotide messenger RNA. Its product is annotated as protein SGT1 homolog. Gene Ontology annotation, molecular function: protein-folding chaperone binding. Lineage: Eukaryota; Viridiplantae; Streptophyta; Magnoliopsida; Proteales; Nelumbonaceae. The record is from RefSeq and is a predicted model, not a curated record.